CGCGACAUUCUUUAGAAGCCGGCUUCUCGUGACUCACCGGUACUUCGAUAGUCCGCCGCGAAGGAGCAGCUUGCGCGCGUCUAUUAAUUUAUUUAUUGGAGUUUAACUUGCAGUUGACGGAACCAACCAUGCUUGCCCUGUGCCUUUAUGUCCCCGUGUCCAACUCCGACCCGGUGGAGGUGGACUACUUCGAAUCGAACGGACUUCCGACCGAACUCAAUUCGCUCUUCAACAAACUCAGCGUGUUCCUGCCGUCUCAGGAGUUUUCCACCUAUCAGCGAUGGCGGAAAAAGACCAGGAGGGAGCCCGACACGUGCGAUGACCGGCUGGACUUUGAGGAGUUUGUGCACUACCUGCGAGACUAUGAGAAAGACCUGAAGCUGGUGGUCAAGAGGAAUGCAGGCCGGGUGGACAGCAAGGAGUUCAUCCAGGCUCUGCAAGACAUCGGCGUGCACAUUUCACAUCAUCUCGCCGAGAAAGCCCUUCGGAGCGUGGACAAGAACGGCAUCAUAACCAUCAGCAGUAAAGAAUGGAGCAAGUACUCCACGGCGGAGGAGACGGAGAGCAUCCCCGAGAUCAUCUUAUACUGGAAGCACUCCACGAUCUUUGACGUGGGCGAGAACCUGACCGUCCCCGACGACUUCAGCACGGAGGAGAGGCAGAGUGGAAUGUGGUGGCGUCACCUGGUGGCAGGCGGCGGAGCCGGCGCAGUUUCCAGGACGUGCACGGCGCCUCUGGACCGGGUCAAAGUCAUGAUGCAGGUGUACGGCUCCAGAAGUAACAACAUGUGCAUCAUGAGCGGCCUGGCACAGAUGAUCAAGGAGGGUGGCGUGCGCUCGCUGUGGCGAGGAAACGGCGUCAACAUCAUCAAAAUCGCACCCGAGUCGGCCCUCAAGUUCAUGGCGUACGAGCAGAUCAAACGUCUGAUCGGCAGCGACGGGCAGACGCUGAGCAUCUCGGAACGCUUUGUGGCCGGAUCGCUGGCCGGAGUCAUCGCCCAGAGCGCCAUCUACCCCAUGGAGGUGCUGAAAACGCGCCUGGCUCUGAGAAAGACGGGCCAGUACGCCAGCAUCUCGGACUGCGCCAAGCAGAUCUUUCGGCGAGAGGGCCCGGCGGCGUUCUACAAGGGUUACGUGCCCAACAUGCUGGGAAUCAUACCAUACGCUGGCAUCGACCUGGCCGUGUACGAGACCCUGAAGAACGGCUACCUGCAGCAGUACGGCGCCAGCGACGCCGGUGUCCUGCUGCUGCUGGCCUGCGGCACCGUGUCCAGCACUUGCGGCCAGCUCGCCAGCUACCCGCUCGCUCUGGUCAGGACGCGCAUGCAAGCGCAAGCUGCGACGGGCGGCGGCCAGCAAGCAACCAUGACGGCGCUCUUCCAGCAGAUCCUGCGGGCCGAGGGUCCAGCGGGGCUUUACCGGGGCCUGGCUCCCAACUUCCUGAAAGUCGUCCCCGCCGUCAGCAUCAGCUACGUGGUGUACGAGCACAUCAAGACGCAGCUGGGGGUCACCUCACGCUGACCGCGAGCCACCCGCCCCGGCGGGUUCGGUGUGCAGCUCGAUCUCAUUCUGUGAAUGUCAGCUGACACAAGAGACACAGGAGGUGGCCCGCGUUGGCCUGCUGCUAUUUGUUACGGUUGCAUAAGCGACCGCAACCCAAGGACCAAAUGUUGGGAGGCAAAGCGCCGUUGUGAUCGGGGCGAGCUAUUUUUGCACAGUUUGUGCUCUAUGCUGCCACACACUAUUUAUUUCCAGUCACUAUUUAUUCUUUUAUUGUCGAGCGGGACUUCAGCGCUCCCUGUGUACAUGUCCAAGAGAGCCAAAUUAUGCUUUUUAAAGAGAAGCCUUAAUGAAGAGUGGAAAAACAUUUGGAGAAUUGUCCAAAUGUUCACCUCAGGAUUUUUUUUUUUUUUCUUCGAGGGCUUUGACUAAAGAAACAAAUGAGCAACUAAUUGCACUUUAAAGCCUUUGAAUGUCACAGAAGCCCAGCUAUUACAGGUAACUAACUUUUU
This is a messenger RNA of Syngnathus typhle (broad-nosed pipefish), 2011 nucleotides long. RefSeq names its product calcium-binding mitochondrial carrier protein SCaMC-2-A-like. Gene Ontology annotation, cellular component: mitochondrial inner membrane. The coding region runs from base 129 to 1520 and encodes 463 amino acids. The record is from RefSeq and is a predicted model, not a curated record. Gene Ontology annotation, biological process: transmembrane transport. The transcript has 10 exons. NCBI's taxonomy places the organism in Eukaryota, Metazoa, Chordata, Actinopteri, Syngnathiformes, Syngnathidae. Gene Ontology annotation, molecular function: ATP transmembrane transporter activity.